UCUAUAUCGAAAAUUGAUUUCAUCGCAAUGAUAAUUAUCGGUUAUCUAUUUUUUAACGCGCGCCCAGGAUGGACGCUCGCGCGACACGUCACUGCGUAGAUUCUCGUACACAUCCAAACGGAAGCGCUAUUGAUUUUCCGCGCGACGCUUUCGACGUCGGUGCGCACGUUUGCACGCACACGCACACACGCGCGCGCGGAGGGCGCGCGCUUCGUUUUCGUCCGCGAGAUCGUCGAAAAUUCGCGUCGAUCCGAGAGAGAGAGAGAGAGAAAGAAACUUGAAGGGAGAAAAAAGGAGCGUGAAAAGAAAAGAGGAAAAAAAAAUACAGUCACGCUAGUCGCGACGAAAGUCCGAGCGGGAAUCGACCUCGUUGUUAGUCCGCACGUAAAAGUGACGUAAGACCGACCGUCGUGAAUUUGACAGUCGCGCGCCGCGACGGGCAGCGGGUCAGGGGGUUGACGUUCGGGGAGGCGCGCUCCGCGCUAGUUUGCCGCGUCGGUCGGUUCGUCGCGAUUCGUGACAGGCGUGUAAUCGACGAGGGAGAAAGAGAGACGGAACGAGGGACGAAAGGAAGCGUCGUCCUCCCUCCGUUCGUGUCCGAGUGUACUCGCCGCCGCCGGAGUACCGGACGCACGAACGUACGCACGCACGCACGUACGCACGCACGCAUACGAGAACGCGCGAGUGACAGCCGCGAGGAAACGAUCGUCGAGCGAGCUUCCCCGUCGUCCGUGUGCGGUCGUCGGGCGAUCGAACGGGGUUCCGGAGCCGAGGAGGGAAACUUCCAGGGUCUUCGGCCGCAGCAGGUCGAGUGGUGAUCGGGGGUUGCGAGGAAAAGAGUGAUCGUCUCGUACACAUACACCUCUCGCUCCCCGUCCCUUCCCCUCCCGCGCCCACCCGUUCACCCCCCCUUCCCCCGUCGUCUACCUCGCUCUCUUCGUGCGCAAGGGACCCCGAGCGUCGGGGGUUUACGUUGCCGGGACGGCAGAUGUCAGGAUGCCGGAGCAGAGCAACGACUAUCGUGUGGUCGUUUUCGGGGCGGGCGGUGUCGGCAAGAGUUCCCUCGUGUUGCGUUUCGUGAAAGGAUCCUUCCGCGAGUCCUACAUACCGACCAUCGAGGAUACUUAUAGACAGGUGAUAAGUUGCGACAAAAAUAUAUGCACACUUCAAAUUACGGACACAACGGGGUCCCAUCAGUUUCCCGCUAUGCAGCGGCUUUCUAUAAGCAAGGGUCACGCCUUCAUCUUGGUGUACUCGGUAUGCUCACGGCAAAGCCUCGAGGAGCUACGACCGAUUUGGGCCGUGAUAAGGGAGCUUAAGGGCCAGGAUAUCUCGCAGAUACCCAUCAUGUUGGUCGGGAACAAGUGCGACGAGAGCCCGUCGGUGCGCGAGGUGUCGAUGAGCGAGGGCGCGGCCGAGGCGGCUAAUUGGGGCUGCGGCUUCCUGGAGACCUCGGCCAAGACGAAUCACAACGUGGAUGCCCUGUUCCGAGACUUGCUCACCCUCGAGAAGAACCGCUCGGUGUCGUUACAGCCGGUGCAGAGCAACAACGCUAUAAGACUCAAGGAGAAGUGUGCCGUUAUGUAAAAUCCGUCACGCUCAUCCGCGUUGUAUCGCGAACGACGCACCGCAUCACGCGAUGAUUCUCGGCGAGGUACCUCUGUAUAUUCGUUCUGGGGAUCGUUACUUUUUCGAGACCCUCGCCGAUCCGAUCUGAUAAUCUCAAUAAACGACGGGACGACUUAUUAGCGAUUUAAAUUCCCUGCGACGACUUCCGUCUAUCGAGAACCCGUUAAAGUUUACCGUAUGACGUAUCGUAUUCAAGUUACAAAGGCGAAACUUAGAAACGAAAAUAUCUCCGCGAAACUUCGAAUUCUAGAAAUAAUUUUCUAAGAAUCCUCUCGAGAGAGAGAUUUAGAAUUUCGAAUUCUAUAAGAACGAUUCUGGAUUAAUUUAAUGGUUUAAUUCGUCCGGCGAGAGGAGGGCGAGUAUUUUUAUUCGAACGAAGGCAAGUUACUCGAAUACGUGUGCGCGUUGCUCGUCGAUAGGGGAGGUGUGUGCGAGAAGCUUCUUUUAGUUUAAGUUUAAUACUUUACGCAGGGUAGAUUAUUCGAUCCGCGUAUGAUUUUUUUUGUACCCGAUGAUAACAAAUUAUUCGCGUUUCCGCUCUUAUUUUUCUCGACUUCACCACGGAAAUCGUCCCGCGGUAAUCUCGAUCUGCAACGAGCGUAAUCGACAAAUGCGACGUCACUUUUUUUUUUUCAUUAUCUUCGAAAAUAAGUCGCGUGUUUCGCGAGUUCUGUUCUGGCACGGG
Messenger RNA from Camponotus floridanus (Florida carpenter ant), 2314 nucleotides. Its product is annotated as GTP-binding protein Di-Ras2. The record is from RefSeq and is a predicted model, not a curated record. NCBI's taxonomy places the organism in Eukaryota, Metazoa, Arthropoda, Insecta, Hymenoptera, Formicidae. Gene Ontology annotation, molecular function: GDP binding; GTP binding; GTPase activity. The transcript is spliced from 4 exons. Gene Ontology annotation, biological process: signal transduction. Gene Ontology annotation, cellular component: plasma membrane. Bases 997 to 1587 code for a protein of 196 amino acids.